AUGGCAGGAGCCUGGAGGGCACUCGUGCUGGUGGUAGGCUUGGCAGCAGUGGCCUGUGUGGCCCAACGCCGUCGGAGCUAUGAGGAGAUUGUCACCCAAGCUUUGCAGUUCUUCAACUAUGGGCGACAAGGACAGCCCCUCUUUGGCUUGCUGGAAGCCAUCCCAGUGCCUAGAUCGAACUCCACCACCAGGACCAGGACGCUGCUCAGAUUCAGGAUCAAGGAGACCGUGUGCCUUUCAGGACAGCGGAGGCAGCCCCAGGAAUGCGCCUUCAGGGACGGGGGGGAGGAGCGGAACUGCACCGGCGCCCUCUUCACGCUGCUGCGCACCCGCAUCCUGACGGUGGACUGCAGCCAGGACCCCGAGCGCCAGCAAGAGGUCUUACGGGAGAAGCGGUCGGCUGAGUCCCCUGAGGCACCCGCUUCGGACACUGACAUCUCCAAGCUGCCACCCGUGGCCAGGGACAUGUACGAGAAAGCCAAGUACGACAUCAUCAACAACAUCCUGAGGAAUUUCUAGGGCUGGAGAAGGAAGGGGAGGCCCAGUAUCCUGACCACAGCCUCCUCUUCCCACCCGCCCGCUCCCUCUGCUGCCCUGAGCACCCCCUUUCCUGCAUAGCCUGAGCCCAGCCACAUUCCUCGGCUUCUGCACACCCGCUUCCCUCUGGCUGGAAGUCCUGCCCAGCCUGUGCCUGUAAAUCCUACUCAUCACCCUUCAAGGCACAGCUCCAAGGUCACCUCCUCCAGGAAGCCUCCUUGAUCUCCCCCAGGCAGCAGUAUCCUUCCCUCAUCAGAGCAUUCAGGAUCCUCAAACCAUGCUGGCAUUACCUGCUGUGCCCCCCGCCAGACAGCGCUGUAUGUGCUCCCAGCUGUGCCCUCCAGAGCCAGCUGCAGGUGGCCAUGGAACGAGUUUCUCAAUGAGGGGCUCCUGGGAGGGCAGUUCCUUUUGUACAGGACCCUGAGCGCCCCUGCUCCUUGCCCAGUCUCUGUGACAAUAAAUGUUCCUUCACUUAUGCAGGCAUUUCUAAGGGGGUCAGCCCAUCCUCUGGUGAGAGCCACAGGAGAGAGGCUCAGUAAAACAUUUCUGAAAUAAA
Miniopterus natalensis is the source of this 1093-nucleotide messenger RNA. RefSeq names its product 15 kDa protein B-like. The record is from RefSeq and is a predicted model, not a curated record. Gene Ontology annotation, biological process: defense response. Lineage: Eukaryota; Metazoa; Chordata; Mammalia; Chiroptera; Miniopteridae. Gene Ontology annotation, cellular component: extracellular region. Gene Ontology annotation, molecular function: cysteine-type endopeptidase inhibitor activity.